Molecule: messenger RNA, 695 nt
Organism: Anneissia japonica
Lineage: Eukaryota; Metazoa; Echinodermata; Crinoidea; Comatulida; Comatulidae
Exons: 3
Coding region: 39-560 (173 amino acids)
Source: RefSeq, a predicted model, not a curated record
AAAGAGCAUGACGUAAACCUAGUUCAAUAACACUUCCCAUGGCGACGUCACGUCAAGUGAUCGAAUGUUCAAUGGAUAAUUUAUGUGUUCGGCGUAGGCUGCAAAAUGGCAAUAAAUCAAUAAAUAAAUCAAUUUGGAUCCGUUCCAGUAUCCAACGACAACUAAAAACAAGCCUACUAAAUGCUGUUAUGGACGAACAUCUAGAGAAGGAUUGCAAAAACGAAUUGCGUCAAUGUAAAUUUGCUGAGUACAACUGUACGUUCAAGGGUGUGAAAUGUGAUCUUGAGAAACAUAUUCAAGACUCGAUGUCAAAACAUUUAGAUAUGGUGAUGUUUGAAACCGUCCGUCUGCGAUUAAAGGAUGCGCAAUCUCAACGACAAAUUGCGGAUCUGGAAAAUAGGAACAGCAUAUUAAAGGAGAAACAAAAAGUUCAGGCUAAAGAACUCCAAGAAUUAAGAGAGAAAUGUGACGGAAAUACCACCACUCUGCAGACUUUUCAGGUAGGUUUUAAUUUGCGGGAAAUAAUAAUUGAAAAAUAUGGGUUUCUCACAACACAUUGAGCACAGUUUUCCAAAAAUACAAAUUGUCCUACGAUUUUACAUCAUAACUAAUGUAACCCUAAAGUUACUUUUAGAACAUUUCAAACAUCUGUCCUAUAAUGCAAUCCUAGUCAGUGGCAGAUUCAAGAGGCCCAG